Messenger RNA from Camelina sativa (false flax), 678 nucleotides. NCBI's taxonomy places the organism in Eukaryota, Viridiplantae, Streptophyta, Magnoliopsida, Brassicales, Brassicaceae. The record is from RefSeq and is a predicted model, not a curated record.
AUGAGGUUGGAAUGGUCUUCGACUUGUCUAGUAGAAGAAGAAGAAGUAGGAUAUCAUAUUAGAGAUGAUAAAAGGACACCUUCCAAUAGCAUUGAUGGUCUUGUCUGCUUCUAUUCAUCCACAAGAGAGAUUACAGUGAUAAACCCAACUACGAGAUGGUCUCACAAGCUUCCUCUUGCCAACAUUCAAUUAGACAACAAUGACUUCUUCGAGUUCCCUUUACCAGGAUUCGGAAAAGACUACAUUACAGGAACAUACAAAAUAGUGUGGUUGCAUAACGUUAACAAGCACAACAACACCUUAUUAUGCGAGAUUUUCGAUUUCAGAGUCAAGCAAUGGAGGCAGGUGACUCCACCUCCUCCUGAUCAUUGCUUAAACCACACCAACUUACCAACUUUUGCAAACGGAUGGCUUUAUUGGUUCCACCUAGACACGACGAAACUGAUUGCUUUUGAUCUUCACAUGGAGAUGUUUCAAGUCAUUCCAAAUCCUAUUAUUGAGACAUCAUCAUCAUCCGUUGUUGAUAUACAUUUCGGAAGCAUAGACGAUGAUCGUCGUCUUGUGUGGGCUUCAGAGACGAAUGGAGAUGGCAUGCAACACGUUUGGAGGCUCACUAACCACAACACUGGAGGGGCAUUAUUAAGAAUGGACAAGAUGUUUCCAUUGACUUGAACAAGA